AUGCACCCGGCCCACGAUGAGUUGCAGCAGAAGCCGAAGAAGAAGAGCAACAACGUGUGGACCAAGUCCACCUCCCGNCCCGAACCCCAAUCCAACGGCCACGCCUACCCAGCCGGCGCCGACGAUCCUCCCCCGCCGUCCGAUGACGACGCCGACGACCCCGACGACGACGACGACGACGACGACUCCGCCCCGGCGAGGAAGAAGCAGAAGCCCCUCUCCGCCUUCGCCUCCGCCGCCGCCGCCGCAGCCCCUCCUCUCCCCGCUCCUCCCUCCGCCUCCGCCUCGGCCUCGAAGAAGCCGAAGAAGAAGAGCAACAACGUGUGGACCAAGUCCACCUCCCGCAAGGGCAAGAAGAAGUCCAAGCCCUCCCCCCACGCCCCCGCCCCGGAGGACACCGUCCUCAUGACCCCGAUGCCCCGCGGCUUCCCUGACCGCUCCGACGACUCCCCCGACGCCCGCAUCUGCCUCUCCCGCAUCUACAAGGCCGAGAAGGUCGAGCUCAGCGACGACCGCCUCGCCGCGGGGAGCACCAAAGGCUACCGCAUGGUCCGCGCCACCCGCGGCGUGAUGGACGGCGCCUGGUUCUUCGAGAUCAGGAUCGUGCGGCUCGGGGAGACGGGCCACACCAGGCUUGGGUGGACCACCGACAAGGGCGAUCUACAGGCGCCCGUCGGGUACGACGGCCAUAGCUACGGCUACAGAGAUAUCGAUGGGACUAAGAUUCACAAGGCCUUGAGGGACAAGUAUGGGGAGGAGGCCUACACAGAGGGGGAUGUGAUUGGGUGUUAUAUUAGCCUCCCCGAUGGGGAGGCGUAUGCGCCGAAGCCGCCGCACCUGAUUUGGUACAAAGGGCAGAGGUACGUCUACUCGGCCGACGGCAAGGAUGAACCGCCCAAGGUAGUGCCUGGGAGUGAGAUAUCUUUCUUCAAGAACGGGAUAUGCCAAGGUGUCGCCUUCACGGACCUUUUCGGUGGACGAUACUAUCCCGCGGCGUCCAUGUACACACUUCCUAACCAGCCCAACUGCGAGGUUCGGUUCAACUUCGGGCCUGAUUUCGAGUUUUUUCCGCAAGAUUUUGGUGGCCGUCCGACCCCCCGACCGAUGAUCGAGGUUCCUUAUCACGGCUAUGAUUGUAAGAUUGAUGGGCCUGCUGAAAAUGGCGUUGCAGAGAAAACUAGUUAAAUUCCAUCUUCUUUUAAGUUUUGUUUUGUUUUUUAACUCUGGGGGAAGAGCAGAGAUGAGGAGUGUUAGAAGAAGCCCUUUAAGUUGUACAUUAGAAGGUGUAAGGCUGGUAUAUUAGCUGAUUGCUGAUUUCUGAUUUUAACUUUUGCCUUUUCUAUUAUUUACUGACUUAUUUUCAAGCAAGAAGAUUUCGGCAAUUGAA
Molecule: messenger RNA, 1387 nt
Organism: Ananas comosus (pineapple)
Lineage: Eukaryota; Viridiplantae; Streptophyta; Magnoliopsida; Poales; Bromeliaceae
Product: protein TRAUCO
Exons: 3
Coding region: 1-1185 (394 amino acids)
Cellular component (GO): Set1C/COMPASS complex
Molecular function (GO): transcription cis-regulatory region binding; protein binding
Source: RefSeq, a predicted model, not a curated record